This is a messenger RNA of Oncorhynchus keta (chum salmon), 4295 nucleotides long. Its product is annotated as integrin alpha-6-like. The coding region runs from base 99 to 3299 and encodes 1066 amino acids. Gene Ontology annotation, cellular component: external side of plasma membrane; integrin complex. The record is from RefSeq and is a predicted model, not a curated record. The transcript has 25 exons. Gene Ontology annotation, molecular function: integrin binding. NCBI's taxonomy places the organism in Eukaryota, Metazoa, Chordata, Actinopteri, Salmoniformes, Salmonidae. Gene Ontology annotation, biological process: cell-cell adhesion; integrin-mediated signaling pathway; cell adhesion mediated by integrin.
CUGUAGUGUUGCCUUCCCAUUCUGCUUCACAACACGAGGACACCACAGAAGAAGCUAUUGGGUUAGCUAGAACAGAGAGUUGUCCCAACAACACCAACAUGUCAAUUCAAUGGUUGGGCCUCCUAGUGGACCUGUGGUUUCUUUUGUCCUGCCUACCAUUUCACAUCUCAGCUUUCAAUCUGGACACAGACACAAAGCAUGUUCUGAGGAAAAAUGGUGAUCCAGGAAGCCUGUUUGGAUUCUCCCUGGCACUGCACCAUCAACUGAAUCCUGUCAAUAAGAAACUAUUGCUGGUUGGAGCACCACGCGCCAAGUCAUUUACCAAAAUUGAAGUUACGGGAGGAAUCUACCAGUGUGAGCUCACCACUGAUUCUAAGAGCUGUGAGCGUGUCAAGCUUGACAAUUAUGAGUUUGUUAAAAGCAAGGAUGUCAAAGACCAAUGGAUGGGUGUACGAGUGACAAGCCAAGGCCCUGGUCAAAGCGUUAUGACCUGCGCACAUCGAUACCAGGAGUGGAGCACCAAUCCUGACACCCCUAACCUCGUAUUCGGUCAGUGCUAUAUCCUGGGGGAAGAUCUCCACAAGAGUGAUGCCCAUAGAAUCUGGAGGAGGGUGAUCUGUGAUGACAGAAAACACAUCAAGGAUAAGCCUAAGAAUCCUGAUUGGUUCGGGUACUGUCAACAAGGUCAUUCUGCCGCCUUCGCCAAGGACAACACAUCUCUGCUGUUUGGGGGCCCCGGAGCUUACCAGUGGAAAGGAAUUGUGAGAAUGGAGUCCCUAGACAACCUUGAAGUGUCAAAUGAAGAGCCCUGUGAAACUGGGGAUGUGGACAGACUUGACCGUGACCUCAUCCCUCUCCUUAACAACAGUUAUCUAGGAUUCUCAAUCGACUCUGGAAUGGCCCUCACCAAGAAGGGCCAGCUGACUAUAGUGUCUGGGGCACCACGAGGCGGUUUCAGUGGGGAGGUGGCAUUUCUGAAGAGAGACCCAUUGGCUGAAAGAAGUCUAUCUGUGGAAAACAUCCUUAAAGGCCCAGGCCUGGCCUCCUCCUUUGGCUACGACAUAGCCGUGGUGGACCUCAACGCUGAUGGGUGGGACGACCUUGCUGUGGGGGCACCCGAGUUUUUCUUAAAAGAAGGGGUGGUCGGAGGGGCAGUGUACAUCUACAUCAACAACAGGGGAAGACAGUGGGAGAAGAUUGAGCCUGUCCGUCUGGAUGGGAACAAAGACUCCAUGUUCGGUCUCGCAGUUGAGAACAUUGGAGACGUCAAUCAGGACGGUUAUGAAGAUAUUGCUGUGGGGGCUCCCUAUGAUGGUGUAGGUCGAGUGUACCUUUACUAUGGUUCCUCAGGUGGAAUCCACAAAAAGACAGCACAGAUUAUAACAGCAGAAUCGUAUAAUAUAAGACAAUUUGGAUUUUCUCUGACUGGCAAAAUAGACAUGGAUGGCAAUCAUUACCCUGACUUGGCUGUUGGAUCACUCUCAGAUUCCAUAUUUGUCUACAGGGCAAGGCCAGUAGUCAAUAUCAGAGAGGACUUACGAAUCACCCCAAGUACAAUCAAUAUGGUGGCAGAGCACUGUGACAAACACAAAUGUACAUUCAAGGCACGGGCAUGCUUUACCUACACAGCACAGCCGCCAUCCUACAACCCCAAACUGACUGUCAACUAUGCCUUCGAGGCUGACGCUGAGACGAGGAAACAGAGGCGUUCCUCCAGGAUGGCGUUUCUGUUUCAGUCCCAGGGAGUCCUGGAGCUAGCAGGGCAGGGCAAAGAGAAGUGCACUGAGACCCAACUCAAGCUAUUGGGUGAUAUCAAGGACAGACUGCACAGCAUCCCCAUCUCUGUCUCUGUGUCCUUACUGAAUGACAGUAAGACAGAAAGCAAGAGUCCCCUGCCUGCACUUACUCCAAUACUCAGCCUCUAUGAGCAGAGUACAGCCACCUCAGAGGUUAUCUUCAUAAAUAAAGGUUGUGGGAGUGAUAACAUUUGCCAAAGUAACUUGGAGCUACAGCACAGGUUCUGUUCCAGACAAAAACUACUGGGUCAAGAUGUAUUCACCCCACUGCCCAGUGAAAGAGGUAUUCCAGUAAUCUCUGCUGGAGAUGAGGACAUAGCUUUGGAGGUCAAUGUGACCAAUAGGGAGGGUGAUGAUGCCCAUCAGAGUCAUCUGAUCAUCAAACUCCCUGACUCUCUUUCAUUCUCAUCAUUAUACUUCAACCACAUUUCAGAAGUACUAGUGAAGUGCAACCCCAAUGACAAUGGUACACUGACAGACUGUGAACUGGGAAACCCAUUCAAAAGAGAUGCUGAAGUUACUUUCUAUGUAAUAUUGUCCACUUCCCGCAUCUCUCUGAGCACAACUGAUGUAAAUGUUACCUUGCAGCUUGAAACGACAAGUGUGCAGAAGAUACAAGCAAGUGAAGCAAAGGCCAAAGUAGUUUUUGAGCUGCACCUACAAGUAUUUGGACUGGCCAGGCCCUCCCAGGUCAGCUUUGGAGGAGCUGUAAAGGGAGAGAGCGCCAUGAAAUCAGAGGACGAUAUUGGAACCCUUGUGGAGUAUGAAUUCAGGAUAUGGAAUUUGGGCAGGCCACUGAAAUCCUUUGCCAAUGCGUCACUGAAUAUCUACUGGCCCAAGGAGAACGCAGUGGGGAAAUGGCUGCUGUACCUGGUGCAGAUCCACAGUGAAGGCAUACAGAACGUUCCCUGCUCUCCGCUAACGGAGAUCAGUCCAGUCCAACAUAUAAAGGGCUCUCGUGAUAAUUCAAGAAAAAGACGAGAUGCUCAUCAGGAAGCAUUCUCAUCUGAGGAUGGAUUCUCCUUCCUGUCAAAGAAAAGAAAAUACAAAACUCUGACAUGCUCAGACGAGUUGAAAUGUGUAGAGAUACGGUGCCCUCUGCUGGGUUUGGACAGUACUGCAGUGGUGUUUCUUCAAGCUCGCCUUUGGAACAGUACUUUCCUUGAGGACUACAGUUCAUUAAACUACCUGGACAUUGUGCUGGAUGCCACUCUCAGCUUGACAGACUCUGCAGAGAAUAUUGGGCUUAGGAAGACUGAGAAAUCUGGAACCCAGGUGAGGCUGACAGUGUUCCCUGAGAGGAAGGCUGCCAUCUGGGCUAAGGUCGCCUGGUGGGUCAUCUUCCUCUCUGUAAUGGUAGGACUGCUACUUCUGGCUCUGCUCGGCUUUCUGCUGUGGAAGUGCAUCAAGUACCCUGUGGCUAAGAAGUACUACGUCAUGCAGAAGAACACAGAGGAACGUCACCCCAUUAGAGGAGACUCAUCUUUGGGUCCAACUGCAUAGGCACAGAGAAUUGAAGAACACAGAGGAACGUCACCCCAUUAGAGGAGACUCAUCUUUGGGUCCAACUGCAUAGGCACAGAGAAUUGAAGAACACAGAGGAACGUCACCCCAUUAGAGGAGACUCAUCUUUGGGUCCAACUGCAUAGGCACAGAGAAUUGAAGAACACAGAGGAACGUCACCCCAUUAGAGGAGACUCAUCUUUGGGUCCAACUGCAUAGGCACAGAGAAUUGAAGAACACAGAGGAACGUCACCCCAUUAGAGGAGACUCAUCUUUGGGUCCAACUGCAUAGGCACAGAGAAUUGAAGAACACAGAGGAACGUCACCCCAUUAGAGGAGACUCAUCUUUGGGUCCAACUGCAUAGGCACAGAGAAUUGUAUACACUUCAAUUAUAUAAUUAAUUGAGCAGACUAGUGAAAAUCUCAUUUUAAGACUGUGUAUGUACACAAAUGUUUACAAGUUGAGCACCUCUUUGAAACAUCUUAAACGUACAUAAAAUGUAAUGGAUUUCAGUUGUUGUUUUUAAAUUACGUGUUUGUUUUAAUGGUUGUGUUGAUGUCAUACUGUACCUGUGAAUCUGUCUGACUGCCAUGUGGAUAUUAAUACAAAUAUGAGCUUGAACAUUAGAUCCACUGGUAGCAAUAAUACAGUUACCAGAAGAGACUUGAAUUCUGAAAACAGUCCAAAUGAAUUUACAGGCACAACAUUUUCUUGACAGUUUAAUGAAAUGGAGUAAUCUAUUUCCCAAAAUUGUUACAUCUUAAAGUUGUACUGACUAUCCUUUUACAGAAAUGGAAUGUGGUAUCUUAUAUGGGAGUGUUGAUAUGAGGUCAUAGUGGUUCCACUAACAGACUAGAAACCAAAUGUUUUUUGAAUAAAAACAAAUCGCCAUCCAGUGACCACUCGUUAAUUUGAAUUGUGCACUUUGAUAGUCAAACGCAUCUAUCAUUGUUUAUUUUAAUAAUGAUGCUUCAUUAAUAAACAGUCAAAAUCCA